AUUAGGGUUUUUGAUUCGUCGGGUUUUCUCAUACUUUUGAUUCCUUUCAAGUCAAAGCAAAGCAUUGCCUUUUUGUCCAUAUCUUUUGACGAUCUAAGUUCUUGCUGUGUUGUUACUCAGCCAUCUGCCUGCGCUUGAUCAGCUAUUAUGUUCUUCUCUGUCUUCAUUAUUUAGUAAGGCAGGGUAAACUUGAUACAGUGAGAUGGAUAUCUCAUCACUUUUAACGUCUGCUGGGAUUAAUAUAGCGAUAUGCAUAGUCCUUGUAUCGCUUUAUUCCAUUCUACGAAAGCAGCCAGCCAAUUAUUGUGUUUACUUUGGUCGAAUGCUUUCUAAUGGAAGAGUCAAACGUCAUGAUCCUCGUUGGUAUGAGAGGUUCGCGCCCUCUCCAAGUUGGCUCGUGAAAGCUUGGGAAACUACUGAGGACGAGAUGUUGGCUGCUGCUGGUCUGGAUGCUGUGGUUUUCAUCAGGAUGGUCAUUUGCAGCAUUCGUAUUUUCUCAAUCGUGGCAGUCGUUUGCAUUGCCUUUGUGCUACCUGUCAACUAUUAUGGGCAAAAGAGAGCGCACAAGGAAGUCCAUUUGGAGUCAUUAGGAAUAUUCACAAUUGAGAACCUCAAUCAACGCUCGCGAUGGCUCUGGGUUCAUUGUCUCUCAUUGUACAUCAUAUCCUCUGCAGCAUGUGCUCUUCUUUACUUUGAGUAUAAGAACAUAGCCAAAAGGAGGCUUGCCCAUAUUACUGGAUCUGCCUCAAAGCAAAGUCAUUUUACUGUUCUUAUUCGUGCUAUUCCUCAGUCUCCUGACCAGUCCUACAGCGAGACAGUGAGCAAAUACUUCACAAAUUACUAUGCACCAAGCUAUGUGUCGCACCUAAUGGUCUACCGUGAUGGCUUCAUUCACAGACUGAUGAAUGAGACGGAGAGGAUGUGUCAGGCUAUAAAACAUGUUUCUCCUGAUUUAAGUUGUAAUCCGAGUUUGAAGUCAUGCGCCCUUUGUGGACCUGCUGCCACAAAUUCUUUUCAAAUCCUCUCGGACGAGACAGACAGUGUCAAAGGAGUGGAGCUUGGUGAGCUGAAUUUGUCUACGACAGAGGAAGAACGUCCCGUUGCUUUUGUGUUUUUCAAGAGUCGUUAUGAUGCUCUUGUUGUUUCAGAGGUUCUUCAAACGCCAAAUCCUAUGUUAUGGGUGGCUGACUUAGCUCCAGAGCCUCAUGAUGUUCAUUGGAGGAAUCUCAGAAUACCUUAUCGGCAACUUUGGAUGCGAAGAAUAGCAACCCUUGUUGGUGCAAUUGCUUUCAUGUUUGUGUUUCUUUUUCCUGUUGCCUUUGUUCAAGGGCUGACUCAACUACAAACGCUAUCCAAGAAUUUUCCUUUUCUAAGAGAUCUCUUGAACAGGAGGUUUAUGAGGCAGGUCAUCACAGGGUACUUACCAAGUGUGAUUUUGGUUCUAUUCUUUUAUGCCGUUCCGCCAUUGAUGAUGUACUUUUCAACCUUGGAGGGAUGCUCUGUUAUCAGGCAGUUGAGCGUCUUGUCUAGUGUGAGGGACGUACCUGCACAACUUGCGAAAGUAGUUCCAGCACAGGUUGGCUUCUUCAUGACCUAUUGUUUCACAUCUGGUUGGGCCGGUUUGGCAUGUGAAAUCAUGCAACCUAUAGGUCUUAUCUGGAAUCUGAUAGCAAAAGUUAUUGUCAAGAACAAGGAGGACUCAUAUGAAACACUUAGGUUUCCGUACCAUACAGAAAUUCCAAGACUACUUUUGUUCGGGCUCCUGGGUUUCACCAAUUCAGUCAUAGCGCCUCUAAUACUGCCGUUUCUGCUGAUCUACUUUUUCUUCGCAUAUCUUAUAUACAAAAAUCAGAUAAUCAACGUCUAUAUUACAAAAUAUGAAAGCGGUGGACAAUAUUGGCCUGUUUUUCACAACACUACAAUCUUUUCACUGAUCUUGUCGCAAAUCAUAGCGCUAGGCUUUUUCGGUUUAAAGCUAUCAACGGUUGCUUCAGGUUUCACCAUCCCGUUAAUUCUCCUCACUCUUCUAUUUAGUGAGUAUUGCCGGCAAAGGUUUGCGCCCAUAUUCAAGAAAUAUCCAGCCGAGAUUCUUAUCGCUAUGGACAGAGCAGAUGAGAUGACAGGAAAGAUGGAAGAGAUACAUAACAACUUGAAAGCUGCAUACUCUCAGAUACCAACGUGUUCUGAGGAAUCGAGCAAAGCUGGUUGCACUUCUCCUUGCUCAGAUCAGGAGUUACCAGAUUCUGAACAGUUGAAACCUGAGAAAGAGAAUCAUAAAGCUGAUUACAUAUGGGCGUUCCAGAGAAGUAAAUCUGGUCAUGAUCUUGAGGUGAAAUCCUGUCCCAGUGCUUCACCAAAUCGUUAUUCCCCAGCGUUUGCUGAGAUCUACAAACGAACAUAGAUACUUGAUUUACAAUGUAUAUUUGACUCUGCAGAUGAUUAAGUGUUUGCAGUUGAGUUACAAUUUCAGUAGUUGAAACCCUUAUGGGUGAUGAAAGUAAGAAGUGGGGAAAACCAUUGAAACGUAUAUACAGUUUUGCCUCCUAAAAUGAAAUGUAAAUUUGGAGUUACUGCAGGGGGAAAAUGAAACUUUGCUUGGAACACUUUUCUACAAGUACAAUAGACGAUCUUUUUUAAU
Molecule: messenger RNA, 2638 nt
Organism: Arabidopsis arenosa
Lineage: Eukaryota; Viridiplantae; Streptophyta; Magnoliopsida; Brassicales; Brassicaceae
Source: the annotation of a GenBank genome assembly